This is a messenger RNA of Colius striatus (speckled mousebird), 4208 nucleotides long. RefSeq names its product regulator of G protein signaling 5 (gene RGS5). The record is from RefSeq and is a predicted model, not a curated record. Lineage: Eukaryota; Metazoa; Chordata; Aves; Coliiformes; Coliidae. The transcript has 5 exons. The coding region runs from base 90 to 635 and encodes 181 amino acids.
GGAGCUGGGCUGCAGAGUGAGCCGCUGCCGCCCGCCUCAGCCGUCGCUCACGCUCCUUCCGCAGCCAAGGGAAACCACAGCCUGCCAAGAUGUGCAAAGGAUUAGCAGCGCUGCCCCACACGUGCCUGGAGAGGGCCAAGGAGAUCAAGACCAAGCUUGGCACGCUGCUCCAGAAGCCUGACUCGGCCAUUGACUUCAUCAUCCCCUACCCGGAGAAGCAGGAGAAGCCGCCCAAGGCCCAGAAGCCAUCACCAGAGGAGGCUCUGCAGUGGCGUGAUUCCCUGGAGAAGCUCCUGCAAAACCCCUAUGGGCUCGCCAGCUUCCGCACCUUCCUGCGCUCUGAGUUCAGCGAGGAGAAUGCUGAGUUCUGGGUGGCCUGUGAGGACUACAAGAAAACCAAGUCCUCCCUGAAGAUGGCGGAGAAGGCCAAGAAGAUCUACGAAGAGUUCAUCCAGACUGAGGCACCCAAGGAGGUGAACAUCGACCACUUCACCAAGGCUGUGACCAUGAAGAACCUGGUGGAACCGUCACCCAGCAGCUUUGACAUGGCCCAGAAGAGGAUCUUUGCCCUGAUGGAGAAAGACUCCCUGCCCAGAUUUGUGCGGUCGGAGUUUUAUCAGGAGUUAAUCAAGUAGCAGGGUGGCAGGGCUGUGCGAGGCGUUCCCCGCGGGCGGCCCCACUGCUUCUAACACCUGCCCCUUCUCCUGCAGAUGCUUUGCUUUCCUGAUACCACCCUAGAAGAGCACCUGGGGGUGUUGCUAAACAUCGCACCCUGUGUUUUGGACUGUCAGAUGUCCUGAUGUUUCCCCUCUUACAGUCUCUUUCCUCUCUCACAAAAGACUCUGGUGAUCCUCCCUGGUUUGGAGCCCUUCAGAAGGGUGGUGGAGCUGCCUCAGACCCAUGGUGACCAGCAGCCCUUCGGGCAGCUACAGGGCUUGGCUUUACCUACAGGCUCUGAGCACCAGCUCUGCCUUUUUAGGACUUCUUAGGACGUGUCAAUCUUUCUCCCAUUUUGGCCAUCUGACUGGUUUGGCCUGGGCUUAAUCCUUCCAGGGAGCUGCGGAGGCUGCACAGGGGACCCUCGGGGCCCUCCUCUCUGCAGCCAAGCCUAGCACAUGGCAGUCCUGGGCUGCAGAGCAGGGCACGGUCAUCAGCAUCACCUUGUCUCCAGGAAGCAGCUGAUCAGCAGGCACAGAGAUGGCAGUGAUGGUGAGAUGGCAGGGAUAGUGGGAUGGCAGUGAUGGCAGGCAUGGUGGCAGGGAUGGCAGAGUCACAGUGUGCACUGGGCUGGCAUGAGGGAUGGGCGGAGUGAGCCCAGUGACUCUGCCUGGAGUCAGCUGUGAGACAGCCUGUUUGCUUCACACUACAGACAGCAAAGAGGAUAAACCGAGAUCUGUUUGUUCAAACCCCUGGGGCCUGUUUAGCAACGCAGAGCUCCCUCUCGCUCCAGCCCUUGCCGAGCCUGCCGCCCGCAGCCCGUGCCCCCUCCCCAGCGCCUCUGCACAGCCCGCACCACUGCUAGUGGCUGCUGCUCUGCUUCGACUACAGCUGUAGCCCUUGCUGCAGUGGUUUCUUGCUCCAGUUGCUUCUCACUGCAGUAAGCAGGCCGAGGUGAUGCUUCUGCACAAACCCAAUCAAGAGGCAUUGAUUAGAGAAGGGAAGAGUAUCAUGUUAAGGGGAGAAAAAGAAAAGCUGCCAUUGCAACUGUUCAGAUUCAAUUAAAGAAAACCAAACCGACCCCCCCAAAAUCAACCACAAACACAAACCCAUCAUUGGAAAUGUGAAAAAUAAACCCCUGGCUUCUUGAACAGAUGGCAAACUCUGCUUAGCUCAUCUAGCCUGCAUCUCUCCUGUCUCCUCCCAUCUGCCCAGGACAUGUUUCCAUGAGGCUGUGUCUUAAACAGAGCAGCUCUUUUCAAACGAUCCAGUGGCAGGCAGCCCCCUGUUUGUUACCAGAAGAAAUCCCCUCUGAGGACAGGGCAAGGGCAGCCUCGAGGUGAGUGCGAGGAACCCCCAGACGUUUCAUCUCUGCGACGGUUUCCUGGUGCAGCAUCUGCGGGGCUGUGGCUUGCGAUGAGCACGCUACAGGCACAGAGCUGCCCAGCCAGCAACCCCACGGAUGAUGGCGAAGGAAGAAGCGGCCAUGGUCCCCACAGGCAGCUCGGCCUGCCCUGAGGGCUGCUCAGCCCUCCCACCUGCCCCGGGGGCUGCUCAGCCCCUGCUGCAAGGCACGAGACUCUGUCCCGAAUGCAGUAACAUAAACAACGGCUUUGCCAGCCUCUUCAAGACUUUCAAAAUCUGACCAAAAACCCAGCAGCCCCAAAUAGUUACAUGCUGUCACUAUGGUGACCAAGAAAAAUCCAUCCCGAGCUGCAGGAAGCGGGCUGCGUUCUCCAGGCAGGGAUGGGGAGGCGGGUGAAGGAUGGAGGCUAGCACAAGCAUGACUUUUUCCUUCCUCUGGAGUAAGUGGCCUGGGAAAGCUGGUGCUGGAGUGUCAGGGGGUGAUGCUUGCUGGGCAUUCCCCAGGGAUGAGUGCAGUGGGCAGCCUGGGCAGUCCCAAAGGAGCCCAUGAGUAUCCCGUUAGAAAGGUGCAGGACUCCCCCCAGCAGCACCCAUGGCCCAGAGCUGGUGGGCAGUGAGGAGGAGGCAGGAGCAAAGCUGGAUGCAGGAGGGGUCUCAAGCAGCCCUCCUGCUGCAGGGUACUCCCAUCACCUCUGUGCUCCCUGCACCCUCCUGACCCCUGCACUGACUGGUGUCAAGACAGGCAGUUUCAGUGUUGCUCCAGCUCCCUGCUCAUGGUACAACUCAGAAAUGCCAAACCAAACAGGCUGCCCCGCAGAAAAACCAAGAUCUUUCAUUCUUACAUAAUUCUUUGUCAGCUCUUUCCAGAUACUCUCCCAUGUUUCCCAGGGAAAUGCCAGGGGUGCUGCUGGAGGCUGUGCCAUGGAAACCAGAGAUGCCACAGCCAUGUGUGGGGCAGGAGAAGGUGUCUGGGUAUGUAUGUGCCAAAGAGAAAGGCAGAGGCUGGAUUCAGGAGAGGUUGUGUUCACAAACAGUUCUAUUGGAAACCCCUCCCCGGCUCGAUUUCUGCUAAAAUAUUGGAAGUCUGCUUUAGGGAGUGAUUAAAUAGUUGCCAGUCAGCUACUGAGUGGCCAUAAAGUGUGGCCACUGAAAUUGUUUUGGAGCUCUUGGGAAGUUGUGUUUAUGUAGAAGGGUCAUCUGGCUAAUUUACUGGGGCAGGCUCACCCUGGAGAGGCGGCAGUGCCUGUACCCACCCCACGUCUGAGCUCACCACAAGCCCAGAGGCUUGUCCAGCUGAUAUCAAGCAUUAUAUUUCUGGUAGGAAAUACUUCAUGUAUUUUAUCACUCUUGCUCUCAUGACAUUUGGUACAGGUACAAGCACCAUGCACCCGACAUUGUACAUCUGUAUCCCUAUAGACAUGCACAAGUAUACACACACACAUACAUACCUACUCCUGACGCAGGCAGCUGGAUCCCCAGUGAGUCAGAGAGCCAAAAAGCAGAAGCUUUGGAGCUUGUGCUUGGGGUCUGUGGCAGAGAGGAGCAUGCCUGAGUUUAAGUGUGGUCCCAGACCCCACUGAGGGAAACUCCGGUUGUUCACCUGAGUGAACAUGAAGGUGCAUCUUCCAAAACAUCCCUUGAAAUCCCCCUGUGCCCACAGCCCCGGCACAUCCCAGUGCCCCAGUCACCACAGCUGGUGGGUCUUGUGCUCUCCAAGGGACCCCAAGCCCUGCCGUGGGGCCGGGCAACCCCAUGCUGCAGCCAGGGUCCCUGAGCACCUGGGGGACAGGGAGAGGAGCCCCCUCACAGCCAGGGGUCCUCUGCUGUGGGUUUUCUGGUCACUUCAGUGGCCCGGCCCCUCACACCUCACCGGCCAUGGCGUGGAUCCCUAGCUCUGCCUGUCCCAGCCCCGGGCCCUGCUGAAGCCCACAGGGCAGAGGCAGGAGCUCAGGCUCCCCCAGCCCUUGGGCACUCCCUGGCAGGUGCAGAGUGCUGUGGCCAGGGGCUGGAGGAGGGUCAGGAGAGGGGGAGCAGCAGGUUUUCAGGCAGACAUUCUCUGUGUGAUUUCCACUCAAGAUCUUGACGUGGGGAAGAUGUGGGGCAGUGCUGUGCACUGAGGAACUGCCUGUGUUAUCCCAUAUUCUUGUAUCACUCAGUAAUCCUCACAUAAACAUGUAUUUCUGCUA